AUGGCACCAAAAGCUGAUUGGGAGAAGUACCAAGCUCCGCUUGAAGAUGAAAGCGACAAGAUAGACGAAAAAAUAAAGCCAUUAAGUGAAGGGGAUAUCCAGGUAUUAAAGGCGUAUGGUGCAGCACCAUACUCUGAUGAUAUCAAAAAAAUUGAGAAAGAUAUUAAAGAUGUGGAACAGAAAACUAAGGAGAAGAUUGGUGUCAAGCAGAGUGAUACUGGGUUAGCUCCUCCUCACUUAUGGGAUGUUAUGGCUGAUAAACAGAGAUUGGCUGAAGAGGCCCCAUUACAAGUGGCAAGAUGCACCAAAAUCAUUGUAGGUGGUAAUGGAUCAGAAAACAAUCAAGAGGGCGGUGAAACAGAUGGUUUAACAAAUUUAAUUGGUAGCAGUUCUGGGAGUUCGGAAGGCUCCCAAAAGGCUAAAUAUGUAAUUAAUAUUAAACAGAUUGCCAAGUUUGUGGUUGGCUUAGGGCAAAAGGUAUCUCCGACAGAUAUUGAGGAAGGUAUGAGAGUUGGUGUUGACAGAAUGAAAUAUGAUAUUCAGCUACCAUUACCUCCAAAAAUUGACCCUAGUGUUACAAUGAUGACUGUGGAAGAGAAGCCCGAUGUCACUUAUAGUGAUAUUGGUGGUUGUAAAGAACAAAUUGAAAAAUUGAGAGAAGUCGUGGAAUUACCAUUAUUAUCACCAGAAAGAUUUGUUAACUUGGGUAUUGAUCCUCCAAAAGGUAUAUUGUUAUACGGUCCUCCUGGUACCGGUAAGACCUUGUGUGCAAGAGCCGUGGCUAACAGAACUGAUGCCACUUUUAUCAGAGUUAUUGGGUCCGAAUUGGUGCAAAAAUACGUUGGUGAAGGUGCUAGAAUGGUGAGGGAACUAUUCGAGAUGGCAAGAACUAAGAAAGCAUGUAUCAUCUUCUUCGAUGAAGUUGAUGCUAUAGGUGGAGCUAGAUUUGAUGACGGUGCUGGUGGUGAUAAUGAAGUGCAAAGAACUAUGUUGGAAUUGAUUACACAAUUAGAUGGCUUUGAUGCUAGAGGUAACAUUAAAGUGAUGUUUGCCACUAAUAGACCAAAUACUUUGGACCCUGCUUUGUUGAGACCUGGUAGAAUUGACAGAAAAGUUGAGUUCAGUUUGCCUGACUUGGAAGGUAGAGCAAACAUCUUUAAGAUCCACACCAAAUCAAUGUCCGUGGAAAGAAACAUCAGAUGGGAAUUGAUUGCUAGAUUGUGCCCUAAUGCCACAGGUGCUGAACUAAGAUCUGUUUGUACCGAAGCCGGUAUGUUUGCCAUUAGAGCUAGAAGAAAGGUUGCCUCUGAAAAGGACUUCUUAGCAGCUGUUGAAAAGGUUAUCAAGGGUAAUAUGAAAUUCAGUUCAACCAGUCGUUACAUGCAAUAUAAUUAA
Messenger RNA from Saccharomycopsis crataegensis, 1395 nucleotides. It is a transcript of the gene RPT1, whose product is annotated as proteasome regulatory particle base subunit RPT1. The transcript has a single exon. Gene Ontology annotation, biological process: proteasome-mediated ubiquitin-dependent protein catabolic process. NCBI's taxonomy places the organism in Eukaryota, Fungi, Ascomycota, Saccharomycetes, Ascoideales, Saccharomycopsidaceae. Gene Ontology annotation, molecular function: ATP hydrolysis activity; proteasome-activating activity; ATP binding. Gene Ontology annotation, cellular component: proteasome regulatory particle, base subcomplex. The record is from RefSeq and is a predicted model, not a curated record. The coding region runs from base 1 to 1395 and encodes 464 amino acids.